UUAAUACUCAAACUAAUAUUUCACAUGCUGCUAAUAUAGAAGCUAAUAUCUCUUAUAAAAAUGCAGUUUAUAAUAAAUUUAAAGCCUCUUGUAAAAAUAUGACUAUUGGAGAGAUUAAUAUAGAUAUUAGUAGUGUUAUAAUAUAA
Messenger RNA from Dentiscutata heterogama, 146 nucleotides. Lineage: Eukaryota; Fungi; Glomeromycota; Glomeromycetes; Diversisporales; Gigasporaceae. The record is from the annotation of a GenBank genome assembly.